AGCUGCUGGAAGUGUCAGGCAGUGGUUGCGGGAUGGGUGUCUGUGCAGGGCUCCUCUAUGCUGCUCUCUUUCUGGCCACUCUGCGGGCUUGUUUAGCGGAGGAGCCGAGGAACCCACCUAGCAAGAUAGCCAUUGUAGGCGCUGGAAUUGGAGGUACGUCUGCUGCGUAUUUCCUGCGCCAGAAGUUUGGCAAAAAUGUCCAGAUUGACUUGUAUGAGAAGGAAGAAGUCGGGGGCCGACUGGCUACUUUGGAGAUGGAGGGCAAACUCUAUGAGGCUGGGGGGUCCGUCAUUCAUCCCAUGAAUCUCCACAUGAAAACGUUUGUGAAAGAGCUGGGUCUGUCUCCUCGCUCACCCUCGGAUAACCUGGUUGGGAUAUAUAACGGAGAGCAGUUUGUUUUCCAAGAAAGCGAGUGGUUCCUUAUUAACAUCAUCAAAAUGCUGUGGCAGUAUGGGCUGAAUUUCCUGCGAAUGCACAUGUGGGUGGAAGACAUGUUGGAUAAAUUCAUGAGGAUUUAUCGCUAUCAAACCUACGACUAUUCAUUCUCCAGCACGGAGUCCCUGCUUCAUGCCAUGGGUGGCCGAGACUUCACUGCAUACUUAAACACAACAAUCAGUGAGACAUUGGAGAAAGCUGGCUUCUCGCACAGAUUUAUUGAAGAGAUAGUAACUCCUGCCAUGAGAGUCAACUAUUUGCAAGGAGGCAAAAUCAAUAGCUUUGUUGGUUCUGUGUCUCUGGCUGGCACUGACUCUGGUCUGUGGUCUGUAGAAGGUGGUAAUAGUCUCGUAUGUACAGGUCUCCUGUAUGCUUCAAAUGCCAAUCUCAUUCGUGGCACGGUUACAUCAGUACAACAGAAAACUCGCCCACUGAAAUCGGGAGAUACUGUGACAUUAUAUGAGGUAAACGCUGAGACGGAAAGUGGUUCCCAACAUGUACUGUACGACAUUGUUAUCAUUGCAGCUCCACUUAACAAAGGACUUUCCAGCAUUAAAUUCCUGAACUUUGAUCCUCCCAUUAAAACCUUCACAAGGCCCUACCAACAAACAGUCGCUACUUUUAUCCAUGGACAGCUUAACUAUUCAUUCUUUGGGUGCCCGGAGCCUUGUCCAAAUGAGCUGUCUGCUAUCCUAACCACAGAUAACCCCAGUCUGUUUAUUAACAGCAUUGGUGCUGUGUCUCCAGUGAAAUCUACAGGAGGAGGAGAUCCCUCAAAAUCUACAGACCUAAAAGUCUGGAAGGUGUUCUCUCCUGAGCCUCUAACCAAGGAUCAACUGCAUCUGCUAUUCAAGUCUUAUCAUGCUGUUCGCUCAAAGACAUGGCUGGCAUAUCCUCGCUACAGCCCCCCAGAAAAGCUGCCUCCCAUCAUUCUCCAUGAUAGGAUCUACUAUAUCAGCAGUAUAGAGUGGGCAGCUAGUGCCAUGGAAAUGAGCGCGGUCUCGGCCAAGAAUGUGGCCCUGCUCUCCCACCAUCAAUGGCAUGGCAUAGAUGAAAAGGUUGACCAAGAGAAUAUAUUGGAGAAGAUCAAGUCUGAGUUGUAAGCUGUUUCCUCUAAAAGAGGAUAUUUGGUCUAAUUCAUUCUUUUCCCUUUUUCUUUUUAAUUUAAAGGGAAAGUUUUUUUUAAUGACUUGAAAUCUAUUUUAGUACAUGGGCUGAAUUUAUUUCCCAAUGUGCAAUUUUUUCUUUUGGUGUAGUUUUAAAUUCUCUCUCUUUUUUAUUGUAUAGGUGAUCUAAAAGCAUAAUAUUCAUAAGUUCCACGAUCAUGGAUGAGAAUCCUGCAGAGAUAUGGAAAGUAAAUAGAUUAUCAGCAGGGGACAAAAGAAAAAUAACCACCCCCUAAUAUAAAAUAUAAAUAUAAUGGUAUAGUUCUAUUUAACCAAUGAAGGACCAAGCACAGCAAGUCUGCAGAGAGGGGAAUGCUGUGCAAAGUCCUUGUGGUUAGUAAGGCUGACUAUUAUGCUUUUUGUGUCUAGAGGGGCAGAAUUUAAAGACAAAAAGUAAAUAAAUAAAAAUGUACAUUGGAAA
Xenopus tropicalis (tropical clawed frog) is the source of this 2022-nucleotide messenger RNA. It is a transcript of the gene pcyox1, whose product is annotated as prenylcysteine oxidase 1. Gene Ontology annotation, biological process: prenylcysteine catabolic process. Gene Ontology annotation, molecular function: oxidoreductase activity, acting on a sulfur group of donors, oxygen as acceptor; prenylcysteine oxidase activity. Gene Ontology annotation, cellular component: lysosome. The record is from RefSeq and is marked validated. Lineage: Eukaryota; Metazoa; Chordata; Amphibia; Anura; Pipidae.